This is a messenger RNA of Annulohypoxylon maeteangense, 1445 nucleotides long. Its product is annotated as nucleosome assembly protein. Gene Ontology annotation, biological process: nucleosome assembly. NCBI's taxonomy places the organism in Eukaryota, Fungi, Ascomycota, Sordariomycetes, Xylariales, Hypoxylaceae. The record is from RefSeq and is a predicted model, not a curated record. The transcript has 3 exons. Bases 129 to 1130 code for a protein of 333 amino acids. Gene Ontology annotation, molecular function: chromatin binding; histone binding. Gene Ontology annotation, cellular component: chromatin; nucleus.
CAAGUAUUUUCUGAAAAAUUAAUAGUGUGGCAGAAUCCAAGCUGUUCUGAACAAUUUUCCCAUUUCUUCAACAAUAAUCACACAUCGUUGUACCAGUCUUUAUCCCCAGAACAUCGUCAAAUUUGAUCAUGACAGCCAUGGCGGACGAAGUUGACGUAGCUAUCGCUACCUACGAGGAGCUGAUGGACCUUGAGAAGGAGUUUGAUGACGUCGAGACUGAAAUUAUUCGUCAACAAGUUGCCAUGAACAAGACCCUCUAUGAGAAGAGAGCAGCCCUCAUCGCUAAGAUCCCCAACUUCUGGGCUUUAGUCUUUGAGCAGGCACCCCCAGAUCUAGACCAAUAUAUCCAGCCUAGUGACUCUGCUGUUCUCCUGUCCUCGUUGACUUCUGUCUCCGUUUCUCAUUUCGAGAUUGAAAAUGGCGGCAAGGGCGACCCCCGCAGCGUUUCCAUCAAAUUCGAAUUUUCGGAGAAUGACUGGUUCGAAGACAAGGUUCUCGAGAAGAAGUUCUGGUACCGUGUCUCCAAGGACGGCGAGGAAGGCCUAGUCAGUGAGCCUGUCCCCAUCAAGUGGAAGUCAGCGGAGAAGGACCUCACCCAGGGAAUGUUGGACUUGGUUUUGAAGGUCUGGGAAAACGACAAGAAGAACCCCCCUGCAGACAGCACGAAGAUUAAGAAGGAGAAGAACUAUACCCCCGAUGAGAAGGCAUUGAAGGAGAAGAUCGAGGCUACUGGAUUAGGAGCUGUUUCUUUCUUCGGGUGGUUCGGAUUCAGAGGUUUAAAUAUCUCUGCCGAGGAGAGCCGCCUUGCCAUCGAGGAAGACAAGAAGCGACGAGCUGAGAGAGCUGCAGGCAAGAUCCCAGACCUCGAGGCGGUAGAAGAUGAUGAGGAUGAAGAUGAGGAUGAGGACCCCUUAGCCCUUGAGAUUUUCCCCGAUGGAGAAGAAGUCGCCCUCACUACCAGCGAUGACCUCUGGCCUAACGCUAUCAAAUACUUCAGUCAAGCUCAAGAGGUUGAUGUUAGCGACGUAGACUUUGAGGAUGAGGAUGAAGAGAUGGGCGAUGAUGACGACGAGGAAGAGAAACCCAAAGCUAAUGGUGCCCAACCCCCAUCUAAAAAGCGGAAGGCCUAAACGUGCUAAAGAUAAAAAUGAAGGUCGCUAAUUUCACUAUGUUGCAGCUCGUACAAAAUAAUUGAUCGCUAGAUUCGAUAGGCCAUGGCGGAAGAUGAUGGAUGAUAUUGGGAAAAUGGGAAAAUGGGGGGGAAGGGGUACAUGAGGUUGUAUACCGCAUGCGUUUGUGUUUCGAUACCAAUUGCAAGAUAUUUCUAUAGACUAUUGAGAAGUACACAAGAAAGGCCUUAGUUAUAGAUGCGUUUGGGUGAACUCGAUUGGCGAUCCAAUUCGAGCCCCUGAAUAUACCGUGCUUUUUUCUCUUUUUACCCGCUA